This is a messenger RNA of Theobroma cacao (cacao), 1601 nucleotides long. It is a transcript of the gene RBL13, whose product is annotated as RHOMBOID-like protein 13. Gene Ontology annotation, cellular component: membrane. Lineage: Eukaryota; Viridiplantae; Streptophyta; Magnoliopsida; Malvales; Malvaceae. The record is from RefSeq and is a predicted model, not a curated record. Gene Ontology annotation, molecular function: serine-type endopeptidase activity.
GUCUGAGAGACAUGGUUGAUUAAUGAUCGAGUUGAACUAUUCUCUGUUGCCCUGUUGGUGAAGUUAAAUAAAAACAAAAAAAAAAAAGAAGAAAACAGAGACAAAAUCUAGGAGGCAACCGGGAAACCUGACUCGGUUUUACAACCAAAGCUGGGAAAAAGGAGUGAUCUUUUGGGUGAAGUGUUGAUGGGCUUAUGAUUUUUAUGUGGAUUGUAAUGGUGGGUUUUGCUCCGUAGAUUGAAUUAAGUAAAAAGAGAAAGUUGAAGGAGUUUUAUAUACUCGUAGAAAUGGGGAGGCCAUUAUUUUAUGAGAUAUUGGAGAAACCAGCGACAAGUUGUAUAAUAGGAAUAUGUAGUGUAAUAUGGUUUUACAUACAGAAGAAAAACAUCGGUUAUCAUCAUGUGGGUUUAAGUUAUGAAACCGCAGUCGAAGGGCACCAUUGGAGGAUAAUUACUUCAGCUUUUUCACAUAUCAGUGUUAUUCACCUUGUUUUCAAUAUGAGCGCCCUUUGGAGUCUUGGGAUUGUGGAGCAAUUAGGGCAUUUGGGUCUUGGAGUGGCGUAUUAUCUUCAGUAUACUCUUGUUUUGGUUGUAUUAUCGGGUCUGGUUGUGUUGGGAAUGUACCAUUUCUUAAUUCAGCGAUUUAAGAUUGAGUAUUUCCGGCGAGUGACAGCUGUUGGGUAUUCUUGUGUUGUUUUUGGGUGGAUGACAAUUUUGUCUGUGAAGCAACCUUCAUCAAAGUUGGAUCUUUUUGGAUUUCUUUCACUUCCUAUUAGUUUUGCACCUUUUGAGUCAUUGAUUUUCACUUCAAUCAUUGUUCCGCAAGCUAGUUUUCUUGGACAUUUAUCUGGAAUUAUUGUUGGGUAUGCUAUAGCUUGGGGUUUGAUUCAUGGGAUGACUAACUAUUGGGCAGUUUCCAUGCUGGGAUGGGUUGCAGUUGUUUUUGUAUUCAGUUUGAAGCGUUCUGGUGCAUAUGAUUUCAAUUUUCUCGAGAUUGAAUCUGUUACAGAUCCUUCAUUGCCUUCUCUUCGGUUUAUUGGAAAUGGUAGAACCUUGCAGAUGAGUACAAUUCCAGUUGAAGGAGUUGAAAUUGUUUAGUCCAUUUGUCAAGACCUUGCCAUUAUAUGUACAAUGUAGGCAUAAAUUAUUGAGUCAUCCCUGGACAAUACUCUGUGAUUGUGCUUUGCUGGGCUACACAGUAAAUUGAAAGUUGGAACAACCGGGAUAUUCUUGGUCAUUAGAUGUUUCAGAUUCAUUGCUUUCCUCUGCUGUGAUCAGACAAGUUUCCAGGUCUGCUUUUAAACUUAUAAAUAUGUUACAUGAAUUUCUUUGCUGCCCAAUGUGGGUUGCAAGUUACUGAUCAUCAUUGCUCACUUACGCAAAGCUUAUUGUUUUUUUAGUGAUAGUUUAAACUUAAAACAGUUUCCAUUCUCUUCUACCAUUCUUCUAAGACAUGGUGAAAAAAAUUGUUUACAAUGUUGAAAUUCAAAUUCAUCGACAGUUUAUAUAAUUAUUGAAUAUCUUGAUGGAGAAAAGUGAUGUAUUUAUUUAAAUUUUGUUUCUAGAUUCAGUUAAAUCCAGAGUUCUCUUGGUAGGAAAUAG